Frieseomelitta varia is the source of this 1742-nucleotide messenger RNA. Its product is annotated as short/branched chain specific acyl-CoA dehydrogenase, mitochondrial. The coding region runs from base 203 to 1447 and encodes 414 amino acids. NCBI's taxonomy places the organism in Eukaryota, Metazoa, Arthropoda, Insecta, Hymenoptera, Apidae. The record is from RefSeq and is a predicted model, not a curated record. The transcript is spliced from 9 exons. Gene Ontology annotation, molecular function: acyl-CoA dehydrogenase activity; flavin adenine dinucleotide binding. Gene Ontology annotation, cellular component: mitochondrion.
UAUUGAGUCAGUAAUACAGUCUUUGAUCUGGUGUCUCAUCAACAACACGCUGAUGUAUAUUCUUUUCCUAUUCUCUUAUUCUUUUCUAUUUUCAAAUUAUUAAAUUUUUAUGAACUUUGAUAAAUAACACAUGCGCGUAGUAUCAAUUUAUAGUUUUCGCAAAUAUUUUCAAAAUUAAAUUAUAAUUUUAAAAAGUAGAAAAAUGAAUUUAGUUACACCAUCGAUAAAACAGAUAUUACAAAAAAUGUACAGUAAAAAGCUUUAUUUGGCUGCCUACGUACGAUUGCAUCAUUGUACUGGACCUAUAACUCAAUUUUCGGAAGAAGAACUUAUGAUGAAAGAAAGUGUUGCUAAAUUCGCGAAGGAGGAAAUUGCACCGCUCGUGCAAAAAAUGGAAAAAGAGGGGAGAAUAGACGAUGGAUUGUUACGAAAGCUUUUCGAAAAUGGUUUAAUGGGCAUUGAAGUACCGGAAAAAUACGGUGGUUCUGAAUGUAAUUUCAUGACAACAGUUUUAGCUGUUGAAGAAGUUGGCAAAGUUUGUGGAUCUGUAGCAGCUCUAGUCGAUAUUCACAAUACUUUAGUGAACUCAUUAAUUACGAAAGUUGCUACGGAAGAACAGAAAGCAAAAUAUCUACCAAGAUUAACGGGACAGCAUGCGGGAAGUUUUUGUCUUACAGAGCCUGGUUCAGGAUCAGAUGCUUUUUCUUUGAAAACUGAAGCGAAAAAGGAUGGAGCUGAAUAUGUGAUAAAUGGAACAAAAAUGUGGAUUUCGAACUCCGAUAUCGCAGGAUUAUUUCUUGUUUUCGCAAAUGCAAAUCCUUCUGUUGGACAUCGUGGCAUUACAACGUUUUUUGUAGAACGAGAUACACCUGGAUUAAUAAUCGCCAAACCUGAGGAUAAGCUAGGAAUUAAAGCAUCGGGUACAUGUAUGAUUCACUUCGAUAAUGUCAAAGUCCCCGAAGAGAAUAUUUUAGGAGAAUUUGGACAAGGGUAUAAAUAUGCUGCUAAAUUUUUAAAUGAAGGCCGAAUUGGUAUUGGAGCUCAAAUGAUUGGUAUAGCACAAGGUUGCUUUGAUGCCACCAUACCAUACACGUUAGAAAGGAAACAAUUUGGAAAGGAUAUAUUCUCAUUUCAAUCUAUGCAACAUCAAAUUGCUCAAGUAGCCACUGAACUUGAAGCUGCCAGGUUAUUAGUUUAUAAUGCUGCUAGAUUAGUCGAUGCUAAAAAGAAUGUAAUGAAAGAGGCUGCCAUGGCAAAACUAGUCGCUUCUGAAAUGGCUUUGCGUGUUACUGCAAAGUGUAUCGACUUUAUGGGUGGCGUAGGAUUCACAACAAGUUUUCCUCAAGAAAAAUAUUUUAGAGAUUCUAAAAUCGGUACUAUUUACGAGGGCACUAGUAACAUGCAAUUGUCAACUAUAGCCAAAUGCAUUCGUCAACAGUACUCAUAAAUAUGUUCUUAUAAUCAAUGUUUGAAUCAAGAUUUAUUUUAUAUUUUAUUUUUUAUAGCUACUUUUUAUAAUUAUCUUUUAUACAUUUUAGCAUUUUAUAAAUUUUAUUAAUAAAUUUAUAUUGAUGUUAUUAUUGUUUAAAACUGGAUUCAUUUCGGAUCGUGAGGUAAUUUAAAUCCGACAAGAUCUGCAGUUUCUUUGAUACUUCGUUCGCCUUUGCCAGUAUAUCGAAUUUGAAUCUCUUUACAUACUCGUUGAGAAUUUAGAUAACAAAGAUAUGUUUCUGCUAAAUUUU